UAGAAGAAUCAAGAUGAACGACUGGUUGCUUUACUUCUAUGUCGUCACUUUCCUGCGCCAGGACUAUGUCUAUAUCUUGUCCGAAGCGACGACAUGAGAAUUCUAAAGCAACUCUAGCUGGAAGGUCGAGCGAUAUCAUCCGCGUUUGGAAUGUCUGCGCCAUGGCUUUAUCCCACAGUCCUGCUGUGUAUUUACGGGUUUUUCUCCAGUCUCAGACCGUCAGAGCCUUUCCUCACCGCCUUCCUGAUGGGACCUGACAAAAACCUGACUGAGAGAGAGGUUGUGAAUGAGAUCUAUCCAAUAUGGACAUAUUCCUACCUGAUCUUACUGUUUCCUGUUUUCCUGGCUACGGAUUACCUCCGUUACAAGCCCGUGCUCAUCAUCCAGGCAGCCAGCUAUGUCAUCACUUACGCGAUGCUGGUGAAAUCCCAGGGUGUGCUGGCCAUGCAGCUUUUGGAGUUCUUCUACGGUGUGGCUACGGCUACUGAGAUCGCUUACUACUCCUACAUCUACAGCGUAGUCGAGCCUGCUAGUUACCAGAAAGUGACUGGUUUCUGCCGCAGUGUCACUCUGCUGGGAUCAGCUGUAGGAUCACUCAUUGGACAGAUACUGGUAUCAGUGUCCCAUGUUCCACUGGUUAACCUGAGCAUCAUCACACUGUCCUCAUCCUGCUUGGCAUUCCUGGCACCAUGGUUUUUGCCCAUGCCCAGCAAGAGCCUGUUUUUUCACCAGAGUGAGAGUGUUCCUCAGGACAAGACGGCACAGGAGCUCCCUGACAAGUCGGAGGACGGCGAGCACAAAGUGCCACUUGAUGCGAAUGAAGACACCACGAUUUUCAAGGAGAAACGUGGUGGCACUGGAGGUCUGGUGGAGGUCUUGAAGGCUCUUGGAGCAGAUUUUAUGAAGUGUUAUUCAUGCCGCACUCUCCUGGCCUGGUCAGUGUGGUGGGCUCUGUCUACCUGUGGCUACUUCCAAGUAAUCAAUUACGCCCAGGCCCUGUGGGAGAAGAUCCAGUCCUCAAAAGAAUUUGAUAUCUAUAAUGGUUAUGUAGAAACCAUAUCUACUUUGCUUGGGGCCCUUGCUGCUUUCAGUGUAGGAUUGGUUAAGGUGCCGUGGGCUGUGUGGGGUGAACUCGCACUCUGCAUUUUCUCCAUAGUCAUUGCUGUGGCUGUGUACGUCAUGGACACAGUCAGGAAUAUCUGGGUGUGCUAUGCUUCUUACGUGAUCUUCCGAGCCACCUACAUGUUGCUCAUCACUAUAGCAACGUACCAGAUUGCAGCCAAUCUAAGUAUGGAGAGAUAUGCCUUAGUGUUUGGCGUGAACACGUUCGUGGCAUUGGUGCUGCAAACGCUGCUUACUGUGAUUGUGGUCGACUCUGCUGGGUUGGGCCUUGAUAUUUUUCCCCAGUUCCUGAUCUACGGUAGUUACUUUGCUGCAAUCGCGGUGAUCUUCCUCAUAGCUUGGUUAUAUAAAGUGGCUACACGUAGUAGUGCUGAUGCUGCUGGAGUCCAAUCUGAGAGCGCAGAGAAUGAAACGGACUCAUCUAGUGGAGAAACUCCCAUCCCCAAAGAGAGCAGUAUUAUUUAAGGCAUAAUCUAAAUUUUGAGCAUUUUUCAUUGAAAUUAGGUUAUUUAUUAAAGUGGAGAUGUAUUGUAAAAGCACUUAUUAUAAUAUGCUGAGUGUGUGCUCAGACCCGGAGCUAGGAGCUUCCAUUUAGUUUCCGUUUAUCAUGGAACAGAAGUUGGAGCUGUGUGUAGUUUUGCAGCAAUAACAAAGCAAGCACCUGUACACCUAUGGUGAGUAGUUAUACAGGGUGUCCCAAAAGUCUCCAUACAUAAGGGACUACGUAUGCCAGCACCAUGUCGGUCGUGAAUUCGUCACAUGUUCAUGGACAUCCACUUCUCGGUUCAUCCACAACACUUCCAGUCUUUUUGAAUUUGUUAAUAAAUUUGGCAGUAGUGUCGUGUGUGAUGUGCUUGCCAUGUUUCCUGUUAAAGUCCAUCGCAACCUUGCAACAGCUUCCCGAUCCAGCCAUGAGAAUGAUUUCAAUACAUUCUACUUUUGUCAAAGGCAUUCUUAAAGGUUAUCUGAAAAAAAAAUGUAUAAUAUAAACUAAAUAUGAAAAAUUUUGGAAGACAUUUUGCUAAAAAGUGUUAAUUUCCCCCAUGUAUGGAGACUUUUGGGAGACCCUGUAGUUGAAAAAAAAAAAAAAAAAAAAGGAGAGAGAAAAGUACAAGAUCACAAAGAAAUAGGACCAAAAACUAUAACUGAAUAUACAUGGAAUGUAGACAAGAUAAGUGUGUUAAUGACAUUAUCUUUGCACACUACUGUAAGUACAUUAAUGCUGUAUAGAGGAGCUCACCACCGCUGACUCGGGGUCCGGAUUUGGACCUAGCAAAGGCUUUUAGCAGACCAAACUGAAAGAAUACUGUAGAGAUUUUACUGUAUGAAAAAAAAUUACUGUAGUUCAACAGUUCCAAAUUUCUAAACAUGAUCCAUCUCAGCUUCUGUAUUAGAGCCUCUGUUUUGUUUUUUUUAUCAUCCAAUCACAUGACUUUAUGUAAAAUAUUUAGCUGAAGGCAGCUCAUCAGACCACACACUACCAGGAUAGAGACAUUAGUUUAGAAGGGGGACAGUGUUCACAUUUUUUCAUGGAGUUUUCUUUCCAUUUAACCUCUCUGGACUGAUAAGCGAAGUGAUACAGAGGCGUGUGUCAAAAAAGGAAAAGCCAGUGACGAAAUUUAAAGAUGAAGUGACAGAACCGCUUCAAGCUCAAAACUGAUGUAUCUCAUGUCUUCAGAGUCUGUGGUGCAAGUCAAAAAGUAGUAACACAAGCACCACUGGGACUUGACUUAUGCAGGGUGAUUAAAAAAAUGUUACUGCUUGUACAACAGUACAGCACUGUAGCACUUGAUAUUUGUUUGCUAACCAUUGACCUCCGUCCAUGCUGCAGCACUGGUUUUAUGCUCCAAACUCAAUCUGGUAGCUAUUUCACCAAAAAACAUCAACAGUACUGUUAGAAAAAGAAAACUGUAAAGAAGAAUGUUGCCAGUAAGAGCUGAAUCACUUUGUAUGUAGCCAUGAAUUAACUAAUGGUUAAGCAUCAAAAAGUAACUGAUGUCAUCAUUCAAUCAUGUUAGCUGCUUAUCCAGACCUUUGUAAGGAAGGAAUUUUAUGAAUUCUUGUCAAAAAGUCUUAGGUACAUGCAAAGAAAUGUGGUAAAGCAAAGAUGCCUUCAAAAAUAAUGAAUUUAAAAUUUUGUACAUCAAAACUGCUGUAAAGAGCAGCACACAAUAAUAAACAAGGUCAGUAUUUGGUAUGAUAAGGCUUUGCUUUAAAAAAAAAAAAAAAAAAAAAAAUCAGUAGUCUCAGGUAAGGUUUGUGCAGCUUUAUAAGAAACUUAGCUGAUAGGUUUUACUGAGCCUCUUGGAGAAUCUCAGUUCUGCUGGAGACUUUCUCACUUGCUUCUUUUUUUCUUUGCAUGCAAAUCCCACCAGCCUUGAUUAUGUUUUUGUCUGAAAAGAGAUCUGUUACGUAUAAUGUUACUUCUUUUUAAAAAUGUUCUUUACUGACAUUCAAACGUAUUUUUCUGUAACAUUUAAUUUUUUGGUUUUGGCUCAGUAAUGCAGAAUUCAUAAAAUAAACAUUUAUAACAAAAUGUGUACUAAAGAAAAAGGGCGCCUAAGACUUUUGCACAGUACUGUAUUUUAGUUGAAUACCCCUGCUGCAUAGUAUAUUUGAAGUGCCUCCAGAAUGGUUUCCUAAUCUAUAUUUAUUAUUAUUAUUAUUGCGUAUCUCAUUCUAGUAUGACUGAAGUCUUUUUUAAGAGGCUCUUGUGCUGCUUUGUUUCUGAGGUAAUUGAGAAUUUAGGUCAUUUGUUUUUAGUCCAGAGAACACAUUUUCAACUUUGUCUUCUAUUCAUCUUAGUCGUACUUUGGAUCUCAUAAACUGCAGGCAGUGUACUGAUUGCAUUAAUCUGCUGUAAGUGUUACCCAUUGCCAAUUGCCAAAUAAUGAGCUCUUCUGUGCUGCAAUACUGCUUUGCUUCAUUUCAGUGUUUUGGUUGAAGGUAGAUGUUUUUCAGACAGCUGUUAUCUCUAUAAAAAGCUUUCUUUUGUCAUUCAACAUUUUCUACCUCCUUUUUUUUUUUUAAUCACUAACUCACUACAAAAUAUGUUGGUAGGUCGUACAGACCUUCCUCUGCUCUCAUUUUUCUUGGUUGCAUAGCAGCUUCAGUGCAAAAUUAUCUUGGUCAUGGCACAGUUAGAGGUUUAUACAGGUUGAGAUUAAAUUAAGUUACAAUUACUAGUUCAUAGUUACAUUUAGUUAUAUUUUUAUUUAAACAGUUAUCAUGAGAUUUGUCACCUUCAGCUGUGCAGGCUGGAAGAACAGACUGGAUCUACACAACUACAGUGCUUUAUCCAGCUAUGUGUUGCUUGUAAUUGUAAUACAUGCCCUUAUUAUGGCAUACUAGAUUGGUUAAUGAGAUCGUGUAAACAUGCUGCGGUGCAUCCUUCAAACGUAUUGCCAGCUAAGCAAACUCUCAACAGGUCUGCCCACUCACUCUCCCUUGUUAUAUUUGCACUAUUACAGCUCCUACACGUUGUAGGCAGAUGCCAUGUAGAGAAAACAUGAUAUUUGGUUGUAUGGAUAUUAUAACAUAAAUGAAACUGUACCCCACCAUAUAAAAUUUGUUUAAGUAAUUUUUCCACAUGUCCUUGGUCUGACAGAAUGUAUUCUAAUGUGGGGCUGCUGUACUCAUAAAUACAGUGUAAACCACUUUUCAAUCGAUGAACUAUGUACAAUCAUUGCAGCUAAGAGUAGUUAAAAACCUUCAAUUAGAGCAAUAAUGUAUAUUUAGUUUAGGUUACUUAGUGCACAUGCACCUACUGUUGAUAUGAUGUGUUAUUAAUGAUUAUCAUACCAACAGCACUUGGAACCCCUGUUGCUUUGUACUUGUAUAUAAUUUUGUUAUAUGCAAUGCCAUAAGGAUUGCCCUGACUAUUGAUGGACUCAAAUUUGUGAUGUCUUUUAUUUUGAACUUGUAUUAACUGUGAGAAAUGUGGAAUUUAAUUGAACUAUAAAAAUUAUGUUUUUGUUUUGCUUUUA
Pangasianodon hypophthalmus (striped catfish) is the source of this 5108-nucleotide messenger RNA. RefSeq names its product solute carrier family 19 member 2 (gene slc19a2). The transcript has 6 exons. Gene Ontology annotation, cellular component: plasma membrane. Gene Ontology annotation, biological process: transmembrane transport; vitamin transport. NCBI's taxonomy places the organism in Eukaryota, Metazoa, Chordata, Actinopteri, Siluriformes, Pangasiidae. The record is from RefSeq and is a predicted model, not a curated record. Bases 151 to 1587 code for a protein of 478 amino acids. Gene Ontology annotation, molecular function: vitamin transmembrane transporter activity.